CUGUUGACAGGCAGAUACCGCGACACCCAGACUUCAAUAACCGACAGCUCCGCAGUUUACAGAGUCAGCAAUGACAAGAACGCUAAUGUGACCUUAAUCGACCUUCCAGGCCAUGAGAGUUUGCGGCUUCAGUUCCUGGAGAGGUUCAAGGCCGCAGCCAGAGCCAUCGUGUUUGUGGUGGACAGUGUGGCCUUCCAGCGGGAGGUGAAGGAUGUGGCAGAGUUCCUGUACCAGGUCCUGGUCGAUAGCACUGUGCUCAAAAAUGCACCUGCGCUGCUGAUUGCUUGCAAUAAGCAAGAUGUCACAAUGGCAAAAUCAGCAAAACUUAUUCAACAGCAACUGGAGAAAGAGCUCAAUACCUUACGAGUGACCCGCUCUGCAGCCCCCACCAGUCUGGAUGGCUCAGCCACUGGAGGCCCUGCCCAGCUGGGGAAGAAGGGCAAGGACUUCGACUUCUCCCAGCUACCCAUGAAGGUGGAAUUUGUGGAGUGCAGUGCUCGGGGCAGCAAGGGAGAGGAGGGAGAUGCUGACUUUGAGGGCCUCGAGAAAUGGCUGGCCAGGGUUGCCUGA
Molecule: messenger RNA, 570 nt
Organism: Phaethon lepturus (White-tailed tropicbird)
Lineage: Eukaryota; Metazoa; Chordata; Aves; Phaethontiformes; Phaethontidae
Gene: SRPRB
Product: signal recognition particle receptor, B subunit
Exons: 5
Biological process (GO): protein targeting to ER
Cellular component (GO): signal recognition particle receptor complex
Source: RefSeq, a predicted model, not a curated record